Messenger RNA from Ricinus communis (castor bean), 2193 nucleotides. RefSeq names its product pectin acetylesterase 9. Gene Ontology annotation, molecular function: hydrolase activity. The record is from RefSeq and is a predicted model, not a curated record. NCBI's taxonomy places the organism in Eukaryota, Viridiplantae, Streptophyta, Magnoliopsida, Malpighiales, Euphorbiaceae. The coding region runs from base 734 to 2083 and encodes 449 amino acids. The transcript has 13 exons.
UUACUCUUACUUGCCACACCAACCACACAUGUUUGUUAACCCUCUAACCAAACCAGAGAGAGCCCUUCCCUUCCCUUUAAUCUCUAGAUCAGAUAACCACAUCCCUAGCGCCAAACAUUGGUCCUUUCAGGACAACGACAUCGUCCCCAUCGCUUAGCCGAAAUGGGCCCCAACAGAAACCAAUCGGGUCAAUUACCAUAUUAUAUUAUAUAUCCCGCAGCAGGUUCUCCCUUUCGACCUUCCUAUCACUGCAAUAAUAAAAAGACAAUUCAUCUUCACGUUCUUAAGUUGUCCUCCUCCCAGUCUUAUCAUCUCUAAACUCUCUUCUAAGUUGUUUCUACUCACCCUUUCUUGUCAUUGCUUUUGACUUGCCACCAUUGCUAUUAGAUUCAGUUUCCAGAUUUAUUUACUAAUAAAAGUUCGUCAUUUCUUUUUUUCUAUUUCUUUUUUCCUUUUUAAGACUCCAGUUGGCUUCCUAUUUUGAGAAUGUAAUAAUCCAGUGGUACAUCGCAAGAUCUCCUGCCAUUUCCAUCGAGAUAUCGCGGAUUUUAUUGAUCUAUAUAUAGAAUCUCUUCCAUCUAAGUUCUGUAAAAAGAUUGAUUCAUUCAUUUUCUGUUUCUCUUGGUUUUAGAAGCUAUAAAGCUACUCCUGGGCUUAGCUUUGGCAUUGCCAUUAUAUAUAUUCCUAGACUUCAGAAAAAAGAAAAAGUAAAAUAUAGCUAAAACGGGCGAAGAUGAAUAGUAGGGCAGUAGCGAUAAGAUUGUUGAUUUUGCUAAAUUGCGGUAUGUGGUGCAUUUGCUUGCCGGAGCGGCUUCUGGUUAAUAUGACUCUGGUUGGCAAUGCUUCGGCUAUCGGUGCCUUUUGCCUGGAUGGAAGUUUGCCUGCGUAUCAUUUCCACAGAGGAUCCGGUACUGGUGCACGCAACUGGCUUUUACAGUUUGAGGGAGGUGGGUGGUGUAAUGAUUUGCAAUCAUGCUUGGAGAGAGCAAAAACGCGGCGCGGAUCGACACGUUACAUGAACAAGCUGGAGACCUUCUCGGGAAUCCUAAGCAACAACGCCUCUCUUAAUCCAGAUUUUUACAACUGGAACCGUGUGAAGCUUAGAUAUUGUGAUGGAGCCUCAUUCGCUGGAGAUGCCAAGUUUGACAAUGGGACAUCAGUCCUUUAUUUCAGAGGGCAAAGGAUUUGGCAAGCAAUCAUUCGCGAUCUUCUCCCCAAAGGUUUGGGGCAAGCACGUAAGGCGUUGCUUUCAGGUUGCUCUGCUGGGGGUUUAUCAACCUUUCUCCAUUGUGACAACUUUGCUAAGGUGUUACCAAUGAAUGCCAGUGUGAAGUGCUUAAGUGAUGCAGGAUUUUUUCUGGAUGAAAAGGACGUCACUUUGAACCAUACAAUAAGGUUGUUCUACGAAAAUCUUGUUACUCUACAGGGAGUAGAAAAGAAUCUAAACAAAAACUGCACCAGUUUCUUUAACAAUCCAAAACUGUGCAUCUUUCCACAGUAUGCAUUAAGGUUCAUUACAACACCAUUCUUCAUCUUGAACUCAGCUUAUGAUGUGUACCAAGUGAACCAUAUAUUGGUGCCUCCUUCUGCUGACUUGCCUGGAUUGUGGAAGAAUUGCAAGCUUAACACAGCAGACUGCAGUGAAACACAGAUAGGCGUAUUGCAAGGUUUCAGGCGUGAUAUGCUGGUAGCCUUGAGAAUUUUCUAUAAGUAUUCCAAUAGCGUCGGAAUGUUUAUAAACUCAUGCUUUGCUCAUUGUCAAAGUGAGUCACAAGACACAUGGUUUGCAGUCGACUCUCCACGGAUACACAAUAAGACAAUUGCAGAAACAGUUGGUGAUUGGUAUUUUAGUAGAAAUAGAUCCAAGGAGAUCGACUGUCCGUACCCUUGUGACGAUACCUGCCAUAACCUCAUACCCACAGCUCGGGAUGACCGCCGGUUCCUGAGCAACGCGUCAGACAAUGAUCUUGACAGCUGUGACGAUUGCCCUAAAGGUCAUGAAGAGAAAAACUCUGGCUUUAUCAAGCCGAUGCAUGGGACUGGGAUGGCCUUAUGGUUGCUUUUUCUGUUUUUGUUGGUCUAGUUCUUAUAUAAUAAGAUUCAUUCACGGUAAAGAACAGACUUUACAUAAAAUCAAAUGAGAUUUUUUUAAGAAAAUGUUUUUUAUUUGAAUAUAGUGAGAUUUAAAUUCUA